GGUUCCGUUGGUUCGAGUAUGAUUUCAUCUCACACAAUACGCUGUACAUGUCUGAAAAGCUCCGACAUAAUGCAAACUAUAGUACUUGAAUUCAAAAGUGGCCAUUUUAAAGAGUGUCGCUAGCGAGCUGAGUGUAUACGCUUCCUUGUUUAGCCACAGUCUAGCUAGCCAAACACUGCAACAGGCAGAGUCUGAGUUUGCUGCCCCCUGGUACAGCUGCGCUAUGGCGUCGGCAUCUGCCAGUGUGGACUCCAAGGCAGAGCUGACUACUCUACUGGAACAGUGGGAGAGGGAGCAACAAGGCAGCACACAGGAGCUAGUUAACAUCAUCACCAAAAUUUCAGAGCUUGUUGAGAAAGAGACAGAGGAAUACCACAAAGCGGACCCAGACCCUUUUGAUGACCGACACCCUGGGAGAGCUGAUCCAGAAUGCGUGUUAGGGCACCUUCUCAAGAUCCUGUUCAAGAAUGAUGACUUUAUGAACACCCUGGUGAAUAGCUAUGUGAUGACCAGCAGAGAAUUUUCCCUCAAUGCAGCAGCUUGUCGCCUGCUUCAGAACAUAAUGCCUGGAUUGGAGACAGCUGUGGUCUUUCAGGAAAAGGAGGGCAUAGUUGAAAGGCUGUUUAAGUGGGCUCAGGAGGCCGAGCAGCCCCUCAGAAUAUAUGCCACAGGCUUGUUGGCCGGUGCUAUGGAGAACCAGGACAUUGCAGCAAACUACAGGGAGGAGAACUCUGUUUUGGUGCCUUUGAUGCUGCAUAGGUUGCGUGAGCUUCAGGAUAAGGAUGCUGAGAAUAAAAGGGAAAUCAAACGGCCCAGCCCCAGGAAGACUUUGAGUGAGCCUUUGCUACCUUUAGAUGAGGAGACUGUUGACGGAGGCUUUGAAGAGAAGCCCUUCACACCGGGGAGAAACGGCGCUGAAAGGGAAGGGACAGGGCCAGGGGAGGGUGGUGAAAUUCCCUUCUCAACCCUCGAGCCUGAAAACGAGCUUUCGUUCCUUCUCAACUCCCCUCAUAAGACCAGCAGCCGUGCCAACUCGGCUGUUAAAACCAUGAUGAAGCCCAUGUCUGCCCCAGGUUCACUGACAGACCAAGGCAUGUCUGAUGGCAGCAGUUACCUAAAAAGGAAGGCAGAGAGGGAGAGCGGCAGGACCUUAAAACAAAAGAUAAAUUUCUCUUUGCCAGACCCAGACAGGAACUUUAGUGAGCUUUCCAACAGCAGCUGGUCUGAGAUGAGCCCCUGGGUGAUUGGCAACAACUAUCAUCUGUACCCUCUGACCCCAGAAAUCGAACAGAGGCUCAUCCUGCAGUAUCUCACACCUCUGGGAGAGUAUCAGGAGCUGCUGGCAGUGUUCAUGCAGAUGGGAGCUCGUGAGCUGCUCAUGCAUUAUAUGGAUCUAAAGCAGACCAAUGAUGUGCAGCUCACCUUUGAGGCUCUCAAGUACCUGGCUUCUCUGUUGCUGCACAAGAAGUUUGCUGCAGAGUUUGUGGCUCAUGGAGGAGUUCAGAAGUUGCUGGAAAUCCCCAGGCCAUCUAUGGCUGCUACUGGAGUUUCUCUGUGCCUCUACUACCUUGCCUAUAACCAGGACGCCAUGGAAAGGGUGUGCAUGUUGCCCCACUCCAUCCUGUCAGAUGUGGUUGGUUACACGCUGUGGCUGCUGGAAUGCUCACAUGCAUCCGGCUGCUGCCACGCCACCAUGUUCUUCUCCAUCUCCUUCUCUUUCCGUGCCGUCCUGGAGCUCUUCGACAGGCAGGACGGGCUCCGACGCCUCGUCAAUCUGAUUAGCACACUGGAGAUCCUGAACCCUGAGGACCAGGGAGCACUGCUGAGUGAUGAUGAGAUUUUCUCCAGCAGGCAGACGGCCAAGCACACCUGCAUGGCCCUGCGCCGGUACUUUGAGGCCCACCUGGCGAUCAAGGUAGAGCAGGUGAAGCAAUCCCUGCAGCGCACAGAGGGGGGUGCCCCCAUUCACUCCCAACCAUACUAUAAGGCAGUCAGCUAUACCCGUGAACAGGUGGUGGAAAUGAUGGAGUUUCUGAUAGAGUAUGGUCCACUCAGACUGUACUGGGAACCAGCAGAGGUCUUUCACAAGCUGUCAUGUGUUCAGCUCCUCCUGCAGCUCAUUUCCAUUGCCUGUGACUGGAGAACCUACUAUGGCAGGAGCGAUACAGUGCGUUAUGCUCUCGACAUCUUGAGCAUCCUCACAGUAGUCCCAAAGACCCAGCUGUUGUUGUCUGAGGCUGUUGCUGUGCUUGAUGAGGGAGGAUCCACUGUUUCGACUGUUGGAAUUAGUAUAGUCCUGGCAGUGGCAGAGGGAGAGGUCUUUGUAAAUGAUGCCGAGAUUCAGAAGUCAGCUCUGCAGGUCGUCAUCAACUGCGUCUGUGCUCCAGACAAACGCAUGUCCAGCAUUGGCAAGUUCAUCGCAGGCACCCCCCGUCGCCGCCUGCCUCAGCAGACCAAAGCCAGCGAGAGUGUGCUCACUAAGAUGUGGAAUGUGGUGCAGUCCAACAAUGGCAUCAAGGUGCUGUUGUCCCUGCUGACGGUAAAGAUGCCCAUUACAGAUGCAGAUCAGAUCCGAGCUCUGGCCUGUAAGGCUCUGGUGGGUCUGUCUCGCUCCAGCUCCGUCAGACAGAUUAUCAGCAAGCUGCCUUUGUUCAGCAGCGGACACAUCCAGCAGCUCAUGAAGGAGCCUGUGCUUCAGGACAAACGCAGCGAACAUGUCAAGUUCUGUAAGUUUGCAGCUGAGCUGAUAGAAAGGAUCUCUGGGAAACCGUUGAUGAUCGGUACGGACGUGUCUUUGGCGUGGCUACAAAGGGCCAGUGUGGUAGCUCAGUCCAGGAUCUCCUUUCCUGAGAAAGAGCUACUGCUGCUUAUCAGGAACCAUCUUGUGGCCAAAGGCCUUCAUGACACCGCCAUCACACUCACCAAGGAGGCAGAUCUCCCGAUGGCAUGUCUGUCUCAUUCUACACAUUCAACUUCUGCUUUCCCUCCUGUCGCUCCUCCCCCACCUGCCUCCCCUGUUGCUACUCUACCCCGCACCCCACGGCUGGCCAAUGGUGUUGGGUCAAGACUCGGAAACCAUCCCUCUCAUUCAUCCACCCCAGGAUCUAGCAAUUUACAAACACGUCCCUCUACAUCACAACCCACUGUGUCUUCUACUGCUUUCCCCUCAACGUCUGUCCCAAUCUGUAGCAAUGGCUCACCACUAAUUGGACGAAUCAUUUUCUCUCGUGAACGGCUAGCGGCGUGUGGUACGGUGAGUUGCAAGAAACCUCGGGUGCUGAGGCAGAAGUCUGACCAUGGGGCCUUUAGCCAGAGUCCAGCCAUGAAGAAGCAGUUUGACAGGCACCUUCCCUCCCCCCCUGCAUUAGACAGCAUCAUCACAGAGUACCUGAGGGAACAGCAUGCACGCUGUAAGAACCCUGUGGCAACAUGCCCGCCUUUCUCUCUCUUCACCCCCCAUCAAUGCCCUGAGCCCAAACAGAGACGCCAAGCACCCAUCAACUUCACAUCCCGACACACACGGAGGGUUAUAUAUCCUAAAUAUGGAGGAGUGGAUGGAGGCUGCUUUGACAGACAUCUCAUCUUCAGCAGGUUCCGUCCCAUCUCCGUGUUCAGGGAGGCAGACGAGGAUGAGAGUGGGUUCAUGUGUUGUGCCUUCUCAGCUCGCGAGCGGUUCCUGAUGCUCGGGACGUGCACAGGGCAGCUCAAACUCUACAAUGUGUUUACAGGCCAGGAGGAAGCCAGCUACAGCUGUCACAGUUCAGCCAUCACUCACCUGGAGCCCUCACGGGAUGGCUCUUUGCUCUUAACGUCAGCCUCUUGGAGUUACCCUCUGUCUGCACUGUGGGGCAUGAAGUCAGUCUUCAUCAUGAAGCAUUCUUUUCUGGGUGACCAUUAUGUGGAAUUCAGUAAGCUUUCACAAGAUCGUGUCAUUGGGACUAAGGAACAUAUAGCAAGGAUUUAUGACAUCCAGACAGGUCAGGUAACUCUGACUCUAAACAACCCAGACCUGGCUAAUAACUACAAGAGGAACUGUGCCACCUUCAACCCAACAGAUGACCUGGUGCUGAAUGACGGCGUGCUGUGGGAUGUGCGCACGGCUCAAGCCAUCCACAAGUUUGACAAGUUCAAUAUGAACAUCAGCGGUGUGUUCCAUCCCAACGGCCUGGAGGUCAUUGUAAACACAGAAAUUUGGGAUCUGCGUACCUUCCACCUCCUCCACACCGUUCCCGCUCUGGACCAGUGCAGAAUAGUCUUCAACAACAACGGCACUGUCAUCUAUGGAGCAAUGUUGCAGGCUGACGAUGAAGACGACAUGAUGGAGAUGCAGAUGAAAAGUCCAUUUGGUUCAUCGUUCAGGACCUUUAAUGCCACGGACUACAAACCAAUCGCCACUAUUGAUGUCAAGAGGAAUAUAUUUGACCUUUGCACUGAUACCAAAGACUGCUACCUAGCUGUGAUUGAGAACCAAGACUCUGUAAACACUGACACAGUGUGCAGACUAUAUGAAGUUGGCCGGCAGAGACUUGCAGAGGAAGAGGAGGAGGAUGAGGAUGAUCAGGAGGAUGACGAUCAGGAGGAAGAUGAUGACGAUGAUGAAGAUUCAGACGACGACGUCGAUACAGAUCCCCUUAUCGCUGAGCUAGAGAAUGAGAACGGCGGAGAGGAUGAGGACGACGAAGAGGAGGAUGAUGGAAAUGAUGAAUUCUCUCCCUCUGAUGAAGAGGUGGCACGCAUUCUCGAAGAGGAUGUUGACGUUGGGGACGAGGAUGACGAGGAUGACAAUGACGAGGAUGACUCUGAUAAUGACGACGUCGAUCUGGAUGGCGACAAUGACAGCUCCGACAACUCUGACCUGGAGGAUGACAUCAUCUUAUCCCUGAAUGAGUGAGGAGCCACUGGCGUCUGGGACCGUGGAACAACAUGUCAAGACUUCUGCCUCAUAGACAUUGGAACUGCAGAACAGGAGGCAAGAAAAGAGGAUAAUAUCAGCAGACAAGGUGGGAGAUAACUUUGGAGCACUGCCAGUUUGAAACAGUAGGUGUCUGCACUCUGAGUGACAAGACCAAGGAAGAACAAUCUCAUAAAGGAGGUGAAAAACCAAUGCACACAAAUUGACUGGUGGGCAAAAAUGAUUGUAUACGAAAUAGUUUUAUAAAAGAAAUGGUGGGCUUGAUGAUGAGAGAAAUUGCCAGUGUGUAGAUGCAGUGAAGACAAGUUUUAUAUUUUAUCACAUUUACGGCUUUUAAGUGAGCGUCUUCAUUUGAUAUUGAUCCACUCACUUUGUAAGCCUCUGUUUGGUAUCAGAUUAGUGUUUGUAGGGGAAAAGGCUUACAUUGUAGCCUUGUGGGUCUGCAUUUGGGUGGCAAAGUAUACAAUGCUUUCCCAAGCUUGUAUUUUGCCAGAUCGCCUGGAAUAAUCACCAGAAAGUAAUAAAGCAUUGAAUUAGGCAGGUGAUGUAAUGCACAAACUUGUUGCUGAUGGUUCAUUAAGCGUCAAACCCACCUUCAGGUUUCACUUUCACCAUAAACCAAUGGCCAAAAUGCCACACACAGCAGUGCCAUCCAUGAACGUCUGCUUCUGAUUUCAUUACGUAAGUAGAGAGAUUAAAUCAGCUUGGCUCUCAUGUCUUGCUGAAGAAACCAUAACUAGUGUGGACACUGUAACAACACUGUUGACACACCUGCUCACUGUCUGCACAUGACAGCCAUAUAGAGGCUUCUACAGCUUUCUACAAUUGUGACAUUUUACAAACCUUUAUUGAGCCAUGCAAGGAUUUGGCUUUAGUGGAUGUUUCCUAAAAAGAUUACAGGGCUUUGUGCUGUUGAUAACAGCAUACAUCCAAUCAUACAGUGAAAAUAAUCUUAUGUUAGAAAACUGAGGAUUUAUCACAGUGACUUUGGUUCAGGACGGAUACUAUAGUAAACCUCAUCCCUUGGAAUAAAAUCGAUCUUGUUAAAUAUUGAAAGAGAGCUUACAUUGAAACAUUGGAAAUAAAAGAUGGUGGUUUCUCUGAGUGGAGUGACAGGGGGCUUCAAACUCAACAUUGUGAAAGCAAAUGCCUUUCACUUGCACACUUUUUGAAAGCAGUGCAAACAUGGAUUUUCUUUCUCGUUUUUUGCCUUGUAUCUGUUCAUUUUACCUGUUUUCUUUCCUAUAAGAAGACUUUGAUGUUGAAUUUCUUGAGACAGUUUAUGUACAGCUUGUAUGUAUCUAAAAGUAUUUUUACUAUAAAUAAAGCCGCAAAAUUAGCUUUA
Molecule: messenger RNA, 6257 nt
Organism: Sander lucioperca (pikeperch)
Lineage: Eukaryota; Metazoa; Chordata; Actinopteri; Perciformes; Percidae
Product: DDB1- and CUL4-associated factor 1
Exons: 25
Coding region: 224-4891 (1555 amino acids)
Biological process (GO): protein ubiquitination
Cellular component (GO): nucleus; Cul4-RING E3 ubiquitin ligase complex
Molecular function (GO): histone H2AT120 kinase activity; nuclear estrogen receptor binding
Source: RefSeq, a predicted model, not a curated record